Molecule: messenger RNA, 2238 nt
Organism: Drosophila ananassae
Lineage: Eukaryota; Metazoa; Arthropoda; Insecta; Diptera; Drosophilidae
Product: L-asparaginase
Exons: 4
Coding region: 70-1845 (591 amino acids)
Biological process (GO): amino acid metabolic process
Molecular function (GO): protein binding; asparaginase activity
Source: RefSeq, a predicted model, not a curated record
UAAAUUGGCAACACUUAAGACGCCCUGCCCAGUCCCACCAUCCGGCGGAACAAGAGCGACGGCAAGCUGAUGGCCCAGGACAUCAAGGAGGCCCGGGUGAAGGUCAUCUAUACCGGCGGCACCAUCGGCAUGAUGCGGAACGAGCGGAGUGUUCUGGCACCCAUUCCCAACGCCCUGGUGCGGCACAUCCGGAAGUACCCCAACAUCCACGACGAGGGGUAUGCCCUGCAACGGUUUGGGGCUUCCGCCUCGAUGGCCCCACUGGUCCUGCCCCUCGUCCAGGGCGUGGACCGCAGGAUACUCUACCAGAUCACGGAGUACACGCCGCUUCUGGACAGCAGCAACAUGACCAUGAACGACUGGGCCCGCAUCGCCAGCGAUAUUCAGCAAUCGUACGAGUUCUUCGACGGAUUCGUUGUCCUCCACGGCACUGACACUCUCUCCUACACCGCCUCGGCCCUCUCGUUCAUGCUGGAGAAUCUCGGCAAGACGGUGAUCAUCACCGGCUCCCAGAUACCCAUUUUUGAGACGCGAACCGACGGCAAGGACAACUUCACCUCCGCCCUGAUCAUAGCCGGCAACUACAUCAUUCCGGAGGUGUGCAUCUUCUUCGGCCACAAGCUGAUGCGCGGCAACCGGACGGUGAAGGUGAGCUCGAACUCGCUGGACGCCUUCGACUCGCCGAAUGUGCCGCCCCUGGCGAGGAUCGGCAUAGACGUCAAUGUGGACUACCGACUCAUCUUCCGGCCGUGCAGCAUAGAGCGUUUUUGCGUCCACCUGAAUCUCGACGAGAACGUGGGUCUGCUGCGCAUCUUCCCGAGCAUUUCACACUCCACCUUCCGUGCCUUCCUGGCGCCACCGAUCCGCGGCGUGGUGCUGCAGUCCUUCGGCUCUGGCAACAUCCCUUCGAACCGCAAGGACCUCAUCGAGGAGCUGAGGGCUGCCGAUGAGCGGGGCGUGAUCAUCAUCAACUGCACCCAGUGUCCCAAUGGCACUGUGGCCGAGAUCUACGACACGGGCAAGGUCCUGUGCGAUGUGGGCGUGAUUCCCGGCUACGACAUGACCCCGGAGGCGGCGCUCUCCAAGCUGGCCUACGUCAUUGGCAAGACGGAGUGGUCCUUGGAGGUCAAGAAACAGAUGAUGCAGUCGAACCUGCGCGGCGAACUGACCUCGGUGAAGGCGGCUAAAAUAGAGGACUACGAUCUGGUGGACGCAGUGGCUCGAUCCCUGCACCUGUCCUCGCCACAGGAACUGGACCAGCUGGGCGCCACCCUCUUCCCGGCCAUGAUAAACGCCGCCGUGUCGGAGAGCGAUCUUAAGAAGAUCAACAACCUGAAAGCCUACGGAGCUGACCUCUCCGGCAUUAAUCACGACCAGAGAACGGCCCUCCACCUGGCCUGUCAGCUGGGCAGUGUCGACAUCGUCAAGUACCUGCUGAACAAUGGAGUCUCUGUUCAUGUCCGUGAUCGGUACGACCGCACACCCCUGCUGGAGGCAGUGUCCACCGACAACCACGAGAUCAUCCAGCUGCUGAUCAACUGUGGCGCCCAUCUCACCGGAUCCUCGCGGGCGGUGGGUGAGCAGCUGUGUGCCGCGGCGGCCAGGGGCUCCAUUGUUCGGAUGAAGUCCUAUCAACUGGCCGGCGCCGAUCUCUCCCAGGCCGAUCCGUCGGGCAGGACGGCUCUGCAUGUGGCUGCCUUGCACGGCCACCCGGAAGUCAUCCUCUACGUCCUCCCGUAUUUCGAGAAUCCCAACGAGAAGGACAUGCUCGGCCUGACGCCGUGGGAUUAUGCAGAACGAGGUGGACAUCCUGCGGUUUUGGAAGCCCUAAAAUCCACAGGAUGAGUCCCGGGUAGUUUAAUGUUAAAAGAUUACUUAAUUUUUGCUGUUUUUUAGCGGAAUAUUCUCCUGGUUUUGAACUUUUGUGUAUUUAUUUUAAGAAUUCGGAAUACCAUCGAAAAUAUUUGUCGCUAAUUACGGAAAAAAUAAUUUCUGUGACAGUUUUUUUAUUAAAUACUUAAUAUUCCUUUAAUCAGUCGUGUCUAGUCCAUGGGUUCCUAACUAAACGUGCAACUUGUGAGUGUAUUUUGAUACUAAUACUAACUAGCAUUUGUAUUUAAACCGUGUUUGAAUCAUUUUUGUUUUUAUUUGAACUUAAAAAGUCUUCGAAUUGUUAAAUGUAAUGUAAUAUAUAUUAUAAAUGGAAAAACAGUCCACGAAUUAUUUAAAACUCAGAUU